Molecule: messenger RNA, 659 nt
Organism: Pseudogymnoascus verrucosus
Lineage: Eukaryota; Fungi; Ascomycota; Leotiomycetes; Thelebolales; Thelebolaceae
Exons: 4
Coding region: 209-541 (110 amino acids)
Molecular function (GO): protein-disulfide reductase activity
Source: RefSeq, a predicted model, not a curated record
AGCUCACUCAUCAGAAAGUACCAAAGUACCCGAACUGCCCCCCCUCCAUCCAUCCCACCCCCCAUCACUCUACCCCUCCUUCCAAAUACCUCAACCACCUACAAAACACAAACGCCUCCAUAAUUCAAACUCCGAACUUUGAUUAUUCGAACAUUUCUCUCUGAAAGAUCUAUUUACUCUCCGACCCUUUUCAUCAACAGCUAGAAUCAUGGGUGUCCACAACGUUCAGAACAAGGCCGAGUUCCAGGCCGCCCUCAAGGAGCACGACAUUGUCGUCCUCGACGCCUUCGCCGUCUGGUGCGGCCCCUGCAAGGCCAUCGCGCCUACGCUCGUCAAAUACUCCGAGCAAUUCACCAACGCCCACUUCAUCAAGGUCGAUGUCGAUGACGUCCCCGACGUCGCCCAGGAGCUCGGCGUUCGCGCCAUGCCUACCUUCAUCCUCUUCAAGAAGGGUGAGAAGGUCGGAGAGGUGGUCGGCAUGAACCCACCUGCGCUGUUGGCGGCUAUUGAGAAGCUUGCGGGCCCAACGGCUGCGGCUUAGAGGGUGUGGAGAUGUAUGUUUUUUGGGUUGAAUAGGGGAGGCGAGGAUGGAUGGGGUACAUUAUAGCUGGUAUAGCUUGCGCACUUAAGGUGCUGCAGCUGCUGGUAGUUGGAGGGAA